Molecule: messenger RNA, 1086 nt
Organism: Halteromyces radiatus
Lineage: Eukaryota; Fungi; Mucoromycota; Mucoromycetes; Mucorales; Cunninghamellaceae
Product: Anp1-domain-containing protein
Exons: 2
Coding region: 1-1086 (361 amino acids)
Source: RefSeq, a predicted model, not a curated record
AUGUGCACUGGUGACGAUAUUAUUCAACCCACUAUCUUUCAUUCAACAAACAGCAGCGACGGUAUGAUUGUCGAUAUGGUAAAACAACUCUCAUCCCCAUCGCCGCAAAGUCAACAGCAGCUUCAAAAAGUGACGUUCCAAAAUCUAAACGAUAAUGACAAUAAAGGAGAACAAACAGUUGUUGUUAUGGUUGUACUCCCACCAUGGGCUAUUGGAUCAUCCUUACAGGUCUUUUUCAAACAACUUGCUCAACAAACGCAUCCUCAUACUCGACUAGCAUUACUCCUCCUCAAUCCACCCAGUCCGACAACACUGUAUACUGUACGAUACUACCUCACUUCUUCCCGCAUUCAUAUGCCUGUUGAUGUGUAUACCAAGACGUACGAUUCGAUGACACCAUGGAUUGCCCAAGAUAACCAUCAUGAUAGUAGCAGGAAUGCUAUCUAUGAAUUAGAACCACUACGGAAAAGUGCUAUGGCAAGAGCAAAGAAUUUUUUACUACAAUCGGCUUUGGAUCCUUUAGACAAUUAUGUACUUUGGUUGGACCCUUUGCUGGAUCAAUUUCCCACCACUUUGAUUACGGAUUUCAUUGAUUUAUGUGAACAAGAUAAUAGCAAGAGCGAUCAUGGCGUGGAUAUCUUGGUACCAAAUACUAUGAUUAGAAAGGAUGGACAAGAAUGGGGUUACGAUCGAUCCAACUGGCAAGAAACAACAAUGUCUAGAUCAUUACAAGAUACUGUACCAAAUGAUUUUGUAUUUAUGGAAGGUUGGUGGGAAUAUGAUACACAUCGGUUUUUGAUGGUGGAUAUGUUAACAAAUGGACCUGAAGAUCAAAAGAAGAUGGAUUUUACCAAGGUACCAUUAGAUGGUGUUGGAUCUACUUGUCUAUUUGUCAAGGCAGAAGUCCAUCGAAGUGGUCUCAAUUUUCCUGCUUACCCUUAUCAACAUCAAUUGGAUUCUGAAGCAUUUGCAAAAGCAGCACAAGUGGAAGGUUAUAUCAUUAGAGGAUUACCAAAUUACAAGAUCUAUCAUUCCAAUGAUGAUGAUGAUACAAGUGUAACGGAUGAUAAUGAUGAUGAAAUAUAG